Molecule: messenger RNA, 1128 nt
Organism: Funneliformis geosporum
Lineage: Eukaryota; Fungi; Glomeromycota; Glomeromycetes; Glomerales; Glomeraceae
Source: the annotation of a GenBank genome assembly
AUGUCGUCGCGCGGAAUUAAUAACACAGUGGUACCUACCAGCAAUACCAACCCCACCAAUACAACUACAUCCCUUUCAAAGCUACCAAAAAUGCAAAAGAGCAAGACGUACGCUUCUACUCACCACAAUUCACUAGCACAAUAUACAUAUAUAAAAGAAAAUGGUAUGAUAACAAUAUAUAAUACAACAAGAUUAAAUAGUGGAGCAUCGGAUUUAACUGCAAAAUAUCAAAUAAAAGCUCCAACUUAUUCUAACCCAAAUGUUUGCAUACAAAGUUGUAAUGAUCAAAAUCAGUUAUAUUGGAACGCAUUCCCAAGACUGAACGAAGUUACCACCACCACCAGUAAAGACAGUACCACCGCAAUUACCCCUCUUUCCAAUAAUCCAACCAAAAUCAAACAUCAAUAUUUAGGAGAAGAUUUAAAUAUGAACAAGCAUAGAUUUAGCAAUUUAUCCACCACUUCGGUUGAUUCUACGAGUAGCAUUGGAAGCACUUGUACGUUUAAUAGUACGUCGUCGUCAACGACGAUAAAUGGAUUAAACAACGGUGUGGAUGGAAUAAAUAAGUUGAUUAAACCUAAUUCAACUUGGGAAAUUUCAAAUUUAUUGACCCAAUAUACCUUAAUUAAAUAUGAAAAGUUAUUGGGUGGUUAUGUCAUAUCUUGGAAUGGUAGAAUAUUCCUUUGGAAAUUUAAUAAUGGUGAUGAUACGGUUAAUAGACAACAAAAGAAAAGUUCUUUUAGAAAUUCUUUCGCUCUAAAGAAAAAUAGUAAUGCCUUCUCUAAUGGUUCUUUAAUACCCGAUAAUAAUGGUGAUAAACAAAGUGAAUUAUAUUGUGUCGAAGGAUUGAGCGGGAUAGGUGCAAGAAUAGCUGAAUUUGAAAACGAGACGAACACUCUUUAUAUUAACAUAUCCAGUAAGAUCUUAGAUGCUGAUUCAUAUAGUAGUAAAGGCAAGGAAGAAGAAUUAUUGACUUCAUUUGAAACUUUUAUUUUAAUUACCGGUUUGAUCGCAAAAAAUUCUGCUAAAAAAUUAUCCAAAAAACAAAAUGAUCCUAACGAUCGUUAUACCGAUGCUCACUUAUUUAAUUAUUCUCCUUUCUUUGUUCUCUGUGGUUUCUGUUCUUAA